Molecule: messenger RNA, 826 nt
Organism: Phodopus roborovskii (desert hamster)
Lineage: Eukaryota; Metazoa; Chordata; Mammalia; Rodentia; Cricetidae
Product: sepiapterin reductase-like
Exons: 4
Coding region: 1-666 (221 amino acids)
Biological process (GO): tetrahydrobiopterin biosynthetic process
Molecular function (GO): sepiapterin reductase (NADP+) activity
Source: RefSeq, a predicted model, not a curated record
AUGACGGCCCAGCACACCUCACUGGUUUUCCUUAGCUUCUUUGGCCAAGGACAGGAAGGCCAGUGUGAUGCUGGUGGAUGCUUGUCCACCUUUCUGCUACCCUGUGUCAAGGGGAGGCCCUGCCCCGUGCAUGAGCUCCCCAGGCCCGAGGGGCUGCAGCGCCUGCUGCUCAUCAACAAUGCAGGCUCUCUUGGGGAUAUUUCCAAAGGCUUCCUGAAUGUGAAUGACCCAGCUGAGGUGAACAACUACUGGGCUCUGAACCUGACCUCCAUGCUCUGCUUGACCUCCGGCACCCUGAAGGCCUUCUCAGAUAGCCCCGGCCUCAGCAAGACUGUGGUUAACAUCUCAUCUCUGUGUGCCCUACAGCCCUUCAAGGGCUGGGGGCUGUACUGUGCUGGGAAGGCUGCCCGAGACAUGUUGUGCCGGGUCCUAGCUGCUGAGGAACCCAGUGUGAGGGUGCUGAGCUAUGCUCCAGGUCCCCUGGACACAGAUAUGCAGCAGUUGGCUCGAGAAACCUCCAAGGACCCAGAGUUAAGAAACAGACUACAGGAGCUAAAGUCAAAGGGGGAGCUGGUGGAUUGUGGGACCUCAGCCCAGAAACUGUUGAACUUGCUUCAAGAGGACGCCUUCCAGUCUGGAGCCCACGUUGACUUCUAUGACUGUUAAGACCAUGUCCUGCCACAGUGCCCCUCCAACCUGGCCUAACACAAAGAUAAGCCCUCAGACACAGCCAGCAAAGAGUGGCUGGCUCUACCGGCCAUCGGAUGGCUUCUGCAGAGGCUGAGAGGGAGGUGAUGGCAUUGGAGCUCUCUGUCCCCAGGAAGAG